Messenger RNA from Aegilops tauschii subsp. strangulata, 1852 nucleotides. Its product is annotated as probable U3 small nucleolar RNA-associated protein 7. Gene Ontology annotation, cellular component: small-subunit processome; nucleolus; 90S preribosome. Gene Ontology annotation, biological process: maturation of SSU-rRNA from tricistronic rRNA transcript (SSU-rRNA, 5.8S rRNA, LSU-rRNA). Gene Ontology annotation, molecular function: protein binding. Lineage: Eukaryota; Viridiplantae; Streptophyta; Magnoliopsida; Poales; Poaceae. The record is from RefSeq and is a predicted model, not a curated record.
AGAGAGAGGGAGAACCGCCGAGGCUCUCUGGACGAGAUGGAGAUGAAGGUGGCCAGGUUCUCGCGGGGGAAGGCGGCAAACCUGGGGGAUUUGCGCGACAAGAAACUGAAAGGGCAGCUCGCUGGAAAAGAGAAGCUGAUUGGAGUGUCCGCCAAAGCUGCCGCUCAGGCUGAAAAGUGGCUAUUGCCUAGCGUUGGGGGCUAUCUAGAGCCUGAAGGUCUCGAAAAGACAUACAGAUUUGAGCAGUGGUCGAUUCUGCCAAAGGUGGACAUUGGGAGUUCAAGAAAAUCAUUUGACAUGAUCUUACCUGUGUUUGGUCCUUAUACUCUGGAAUACACACCAAAUGGGCGCUACAUGAUAGUAGGUGGGCGAAAAGGUCAUAUUGCAUUUAUGGAUAUGUUGAAUAUGGAACUCAUCAAUGAAUUUGAGGUGAAGGAAACUGUGUGCGACGUGGCAUUUUUACAGAACGAGCAACUCUUUGCAGUCGCCCAGAGAAAGUAUCCGUACAUAUAUAAUCGUCAUGGCACAGAAAUUCACUGUCUGAAGGAACAUGGCAAAUCGCUGAAGCUUCAGUUUCUGGAUAAACACUUACUCUUGGCAUCGAUAAACAGCUAUGGGCAGCUCCACUACCAAGACAUGAGCACUGGUGAGAUGGUUGCAAACUACAGCACAGGUCUUGGACGUACGGACGUGAUGCGGGUAAACCCCUACAAUGCCGUCAUUGGCCUUGGACAUGCUCGUGGGAAACUCACCAUGUGGAAGCCAACCAGUGUGAAACCCCUUGUCACAAUGUUGUGCCAUAAGGGCUCUCUGACUGCCGUCGCAUUUGACAGGGGUGGUCACCUUAUGGCAACUGCAGGUGGAGACCAGAAGAUUAAGAUUUGGGAUCUCAGGAAGUUUGAGGUUGUGCAUUCAUACACCGCACGUGCUCAGUCCCUGGAUUUCAGCCAGAAGGGGUUGUUGGCGAGCAGCAACGGAUCUCUAGUGGAGAUAUACAGGGAUUGCGGGGGCCAGGACUAUAAAAUCUAUAUGAAGCACAGAAUGGUAAAGGGAUAUCAGGUGGGCAAGGUUUUGUUCCGCCCUUACGAGGACAUCUGUGGGAUCGGGCACUCCAUGGGAUUUUCCUCCAUGCUCGUUCCUGGAUCAGGCGAGCCAAACUUCGAUACCUUUGUUGACAACCCCAUGGAGACCGAGAAGCAAAGGCGGGAGAAGGAGGUGCAGGCCCUCCUUGACAAGCUCCAACCAGAGACCAUCAUGCUUGAUCCGGAUGUGAUAGCCACUGUAAGACAACUGAAGAAGAAACAGAAGAAAACCAAGAAAGAGAUCGAGGGCGAGAUUGAAGGUGCCGUCGAGGCCGCCAAGAACAUUAGGGUCAAGAAGAAGACAAAGGGUAGGAGUAAGCCGAGCAGGCGGGCCAAGAAGAAAGAGGAGGAGGUUCUCAGAGCCAAGAGGCCUUUGUUGGAUCAACACAAGGAAGCCAGUGGGCACCCUGACAAGAAACUGCGGAUUGGCGAUGACACCGAGCUGCCGAAAGCAUUGCAGCGGUUUGCCAAGAACAGGCAAUCGUGAUCUUAGUUAUCAACUUAUCAUUAGCGAGUGUGUGCUGUAGUCUAUUAUGUGAAGGAGUAGCUGGCAAGUAGUAGUUCAUGUGAACUUGUUAGAAAAAUAUGCACCUUUAUUCUCUGCUGGGCAUUACGUUCUCCAGGUUGAAGUUUGGUUUAGGUCAGCUCUUCUUCCUGGGCUGGCAUAUUUUUUAUGUUUGAUGAUGCUGAGGUUGAGGCUUGAGAGUACCGUUUGAUCUAAUUACUUGUGCCUUGGUGGUGUCUAACACUGUUUUAUGUGCUCAGCUCCA